AUGUUGCCAACAGAGGAAAAAUUCAACCGGGUGGAGGAGCUGAAGGACCGGCUGGAACGCAGCACGAUCACAUUUGGCGCAGACUACACUCGCACCACGGUUAACCAGAUGACAGAACUGCGGCGCGCCAUGCGAGCCGGGGGUAUCGAGUUUACGGUGGUCAAGAACACCCUGAUGUACCUUGCCGCGGACCAAGCCGGAAUGCCCCAGGUAAAGGAGUUCGUUCAGGGGCCCACCGCCGUUGCAUUCGGCUACGACGACCCGGCUGCGGCCGCCAAGACGAUUUCUGACUACGCCCGGGCCAACGCCAAUACCUUCACUAUUCGCGGGGCAGUAAUGGGCGAGGGAACCGCCCUCGGUACGGACGGAGUCGCCCGCCUGGCAACCUUGCCCCCCAAGCCUCAGAUGCUUGCCAUUCUGCUCGCCCAAAUGCAGGCGCCCAUGUCUCGGCUGGUCGGGGCUCUCAAUGGACCAGUUCAAAGCCUCGACAACGUCCUGCGCGCACGAAUGAGCCAGCUGGAAAACGAGUAA
Molecule: messenger RNA, 531 nt
Organism: Geodia barretti
Lineage: Eukaryota; Metazoa; Porifera; Demospongiae; Tetractinellida; Geodiidae
Source: the annotation of a GenBank genome assembly